This is a messenger RNA of Nomia melanderi (Alkali bee), 4506 nucleotides long. RefSeq names its product Importin 9 (gene Ipo9). Gene Ontology annotation, molecular function: small GTPase binding. Lineage: Eukaryota; Metazoa; Arthropoda; Insecta; Hymenoptera; Halictidae. The record is from RefSeq and is a predicted model, not a curated record. Gene Ontology annotation, biological process: protein import into nucleus. Gene Ontology annotation, cellular component: nuclear envelope; cytosol.
ACUAUUGCAGGUUUAAGCACUGACAAUUUUCUUGAUUAUUCACUUUUAUGAAAGCUAUUGUUAUGUAGUUUUUAAUUUCUUUGUUUUAGAUUCAUUAAUUUAUUUUAAUAUUUUAUCUUUCUGUCAUGUAGUAUACUUUUUUUGUUAGUUUUUAUAUGUAAAGUAUUAUUGCUAGAGAUUGACAUUUAUUAACUGUUACGCAUAUACCUACGGCACACACCACAUAUAGUUUGAAAGGUCUAAAAAAGAUAUAGGAAUAAUUAUUUUUUAAAUUUAAAUUAUUUUUACUACAAAAAGUAUUAAUAAAUAUUUGUAAACAUCAAUUUAAGUGAUGUCAGCGGAAAUCUAAUAUAAGUGUCAUGUAUGUGUACACCUGAAUGCACAUAUUGACACACAUGUUGUAUUUAUACUGUUUAAUAAAUUGUAAAUCAAAUGAAACACUGGGAGAAAACGGGAAACGGGAAUAAACGGAUGAUUUAUUAAUAAGUUUACCAAUUCAAAUUAUUUUGUGAUGUCUAAAGGUAAGACUUUGAAGAAAAAAUAGCAGAGAUAAGGUAGUUUAGUUUUUUAAUACAGAUUAUGAAAAUAAUUGUUAAAUAAGAAUUCGUUUUCCUCCAUGAGGAGCAUGCCAUUAAUACAAAUGCAAAAAUCUAAAUAAUUUGAGAUAAGAUUAAAUUGACUGCAUAAUUUUUAACAUAUUAAACUGUUAAGUCGUUUUUAAUCAUUAGUAUAGAUUAUGAGAUAUAUUAGACAUAAACAUUGAACUAAGUUUCAAUUACAUGUUUGUAACAAGUAAAUUACACUACAUGUAUUACGGUAAAUGCAAGUUUUCAAAAUAAGACUGGCGAUAGAGUGAUCUAUUGAUAUGUAAAAAAUAUUCAAAUGUAAUUUGGAAAUUGUAUUGAAUAAGGACAGUAAUUGUUUUGUAAUGAUAAAUGUAUCAUUUAUUUCGAACAUAACGUUCUCACCAGUGACGCCAUUGAAUAAAUCGAACCAGCUUUGCUUAUUGGAGUACAUACUAUACAAAAGUUACUAGAUUUCUAUACAUACUUAUUAAAAUACAUUUGAAGUAAUUAAUUUUUCGGUUGUAAAUAAAACUAUUGUAAGAAAACCCUUGUAACUAAAUAUAGGAAAUUUGAAAAACAAGUUAUUACAUGUUUACCUUUUUUUUCUUAUAUGUAAUGUAUAAAUUAUUUAGAUCCACAAAGACUGCGUUUCAGUAGAAAAUUUAAUUUAAGAAAGGAGGAUACUGUAAUGUAAGAGUCUUCAAUCAAAAAAUUAGUGUUACAAUAAGUACUUCAUAGGGAUAUGCGUACAGGUGCAAAGUAAAAACAUAGAAGAUUGUUAUAAUGAGUGCAAUGGGAUGUGAUGUACAAGGGUCUCUGAGAGAGGCCUUGUACGAAACAUUGACUGGAAUUUUGUCUCCUCACCACGAUACUCGUCAAGCAGCAGAACAGAGGAUUCAAGCUUUAGAAGUUACAGAAGAAUUUGGUAUUCAUUUAACAGAAUUUGUGGUAGAUCAAAAUGGACAUUUACCUAUUAGGCAACUUGCUUCAGUAUUGUUAAAGCAAUAUGUAGAAACACAUUGGUGUUCAGUUGCUGAAAAAUUUAGGCCACCAGAAAUAAAGCAUACUACAAAAGAAAGAAUUAAAGAAUUAUUACCACUAGCACUUAGAGAAUCUAUUAGUAAAGUACGUACAGCUGUAGCAUAUGCAAUAUCUGCCAUUGCUCAUUGGGAUUGGCCAGAAAAUUGGCCAGGUUUAUUUGAUAUACUUGUCAGUUGUUUAAGUGGUGAAAGUGAAUAUGCUGUGCAUGGAGCAAUGAGAGUUUUAACAGAAUUCACUUCUGACCUUAGCGAUACUCAGUUGCCAAAUGUGGGACCAGUUAUCCUUCAAGAAAUGUAUAGAAUAUUUCAAAGUGAAAAUCAAUACUCUAUUCGAAUUCGUGGACGUGCAGUUGAAAUAUUCACUACAAUUACAUCAUUGGUAGCUGCUACAGAACUUUAUCAAAAGGGAUUUACAGAGCAAUAUUUGCAACCAGUUAUUCCCAUGUUUUGUGAAAAAUUUGUUCAAUGUUUACAAGUGCCUGAUGGCCCAACCAGUGAUAGUGGGCUUAAAACUAAUAUUAUCAAAGCUAUAAAUUGUCUUGUAACUAAAUUACCUAAAUAUGUAUCGAACUUUUUACCACAAAUGCUACCACCUGUGUGGAAAACUUUAACUCAAAGCGCAAAAAUUUAUCAGGAAGGAACUGUAAAUGGAGAAAGAGAGGAAAACGAUAAAGAAGUUGAUUCUGAUGGUGAAGUAAUUAACUUUAAUAAUUUGAUUAUUGCGAUAUUCGAAUUUGUCAGUUCCAUUCUGGACCGCAAACGAUUCUCAAAUCUUUUGGAUAAUUUGUUGCAAGAUGUUAUGUAUUAUUUGAUUAUUUUUAUGCAAAUAACCGAGGAUCAGAUCGAAUUAUGGUCUUCAAGUCCUAAUCAGUUUGUAGAAGAAGAAGAUGUGUCCUACAAUGUCCGUAUUUCUGCUCAAGAGCUUCUAACAGCUCUUGUAAAUUAUUCUGCAGAGAAGGCAGUGAAUGCUCUUUGUAAAGUAGUUACACGCCACAUUGAAGCAACAAGUAGACUACAGAACGGUGCCGGAGAAAAUAAUGAUUCCUGGUGGAAGAUACGUGAAUCUUCUAUUUUAGCUUUAUGUAAAGUCAAAUCCGCUGUCGUAGAGAAAUAUACUUCUGGAAUGCUUCAGUUCGAUAUGAUACAGUUUUUAGCAACAGUUGUGUUAGCUACUCUCAACGAUUCAGGAGCUCCACCAUUACUUCUUGGCCGUUGUUUAUGCGUCGGCGGGAAAUAUGCCGAAAUAAUGCCAUCAGCGUUGAGUUCACAAUUCUUGGAAGCAACGGUUAAUGGUUUGCAAGAAAAUCAGCCAGCUUGCAUUCGUAUCAGCGCAGUGAAAUCCAUUUAUUGGUUUUGUGAGGCAUCAACCACGGAAACCAGUGGAGCUCUUGUUAACAAUAUACGGUCUCAUUUACCUAAAAUAUUCCAAGGACUUUUCAAUUUAGCCAGUCAGCCGUCCACAGAAGUUCUGACCUUAGUCAUAGAAACCUUCCAAGUGGUGGUUGAGCUGGAUAAAGCAUUCACCGCUUCAGUGGAAAAUAAAAUAUGUCCACUAACAAUUGCCGUGUUCUUGAAGUUUUAUACCGAUCCAACUAUAUUUUGUCUGUGCCAAGACAUAUUCAAAAGUCUCACGCAAAAUCCACUUUGCAUAGGUCCAUUACAGACUCGUCUGAUACCCACAUUGACAAGCAUGAUGGCUGUAACGUCUAUGGACAAAUCGAAAGAUGAGGGGUGCCGAGAUGUAGCUUUAGAUGUGCUACAGGUAUUAGUUCAGUACUCUCCAACACCUUUAAGCAGUGCGCUGGUCGAGACUGCUUUCCCUGCUGCGUGCCACUGUAUACUUAAUUCAGAAGAAAACGAAACGUUGCAAAGCGGGAGCGAAGUGAUACGCACCUACUUGUCCGUUGCAGCGCAACAAGUCACAGUUCAUCGCGACAGUGAUGGUCAAACCGGCCUGCAGUACAUAUUGCAGAUAGUUGCACAGCUUCUGAACCCACAGUCGAGUGAGUUCACUGCCACUUUCGUUGGUCGACUGGUGACAACGUUGAUUAGGAAAGCAGGUGACAAGCUAGGCGAGAAUCUAGACCUUCUGCUGAAGGCUGUGUUGAGUAAAAUGCAAAGGGCGGAAACGUUAAUUGUGGUACAGAGUUUGCUCAUGAUAUACGCCCACCUGAUAAACACGGAAUUCGACGCCGUCCUAAACUUCCUAUCUACCGUGCCCGGUCCAACAGGACAGAGCGCGCUCGCGUUCGUGCUCACCGAGUGGGUCAGCAGACAGCACCUGUUCUUCGGCAGGUACGAGCGUAAGGUGGCCACGAUCGCACUGUGCAAGAUACUCGAGUACGGCGUUACUCAUGAUGAUAGUCGGCUGAAUCAAAUCACCGUCAAGGGCGAUCAAAUAUUUUCAGGAAAUGAGGUGGGUGUAAGGACUAGGAGUAAAACCGAAUCACAGCCUUAUCAGUGGACCACGAUACCGGUACUGGUUAAGAUUUUCAAACUGAUCAUUAACGAACUGUCGAACGAUAUGGAAGCAGUCACUGCGAAUCAAGAGUCGGACGAAUCUGACGAUGACGACGAGGGUGACGAUAACAAUACCUUCCUAGAUCCAGGCUACGAGACCAUGUUACUGUUAGAGGAAGUUUCGAACGAAGCGGAGGAAGGCGAGGAAGAUCCAGAAUUACUGGAAGACUCGAUCUACCACCUGAACCUUGGUCAAUACCUGCGGGACUUCUUACUCAACUUCUCAUCUCAUCAUUGCUUUCCUGCUUACGUUCAGCACUUAAACAUUCCGGAACGGAAAGUGUUGAGCAGUUUAAAUGUUAACGCAUCGUUUAUGUAAUGAGUAGAUAGAUAUAUCGAUAAUCAGAUUUUUGAUUUUCGUAAUAAAACACGUAAUGUUU